Messenger RNA from Neospora caninum, 444 nucleotides. Its product is annotated as 60S ribosomal protein Ll28B 27a, related. Gene Ontology annotation, cellular component: ribosome; cytosolic large ribosomal subunit. Bases 1 to 444 code for a protein of 147 amino acids. The record is from RefSeq and is a predicted model, not a curated record. Gene Ontology annotation, molecular function: structural constituent of ribosome. NCBI's taxonomy places the organism in Eukaryota, Apicomplexa, Conoidasida, Eucoccidiorida, Sarcocystidae. The transcript has 2 exons. Gene Ontology annotation, biological process: translation.
AUGACGACUCGCUUGAGGAAGACCAGAAAGAGACGUGGCCACGUCAGCGCCGGUUACGGGCGUGUGGGGAAGCAUCGCAAGCAUCCUGGUGGUCGUGGUAAGGCCGGUGGUAUGCACCACCAGCGCAUCAACUACGACAAGUACCAUCCUGGUUAUUUCGGAAAGGUUGGUAUGCGCCACUAUCAUCUGUUGAAGAACCAGUACACGUGCCCGACUGUGAAUGUGGACAAACUGUGGUCCCUCGUGUCCCCAGCGACUCUGGCGAAGGCAGAGCAGAGCAAGGACAAGGCUGCCGUCAUUGAUGUGACGAAGUCGGGUUACUUCAAGGUCCUCGGGAAGGGUGACUUGCCCAAGAUCCCCGUCAUCGUAAAAGCUCGUUUUUUCUCGCGCAUUGCGGAGAAGAAAAUUAAGGCCGCGGGUGGGGCGUGUGUUUUGACCGGCUAA